AUGUUCAAAGUCAACGAAGUAUCAUCAUUUUUAGCAUCAAUCGUACUACCUGCUAUAAAAGAAACAAAAUCCUUAUAUUCACUUUUUUUGCUAACAAAUGAAUUGAAUUCAGUAAUAAUUGUUGCAAAAAUAUUGUUGACUACAUUUGGAACUUUUAAACACGAUCAUGAAUUAUGUGAAAAGUGUACCGGGUUUAUUGAACAAGCUAUUAAAUUAUUAGAAGAGGUUAGAAAUUUACAAGACGAUAAAAAAGAUAAAUUGAUGAAAACUAAAGAAUAUGGUAAUCUUGUUAACUUGAUUUACGAAAUUGAAGGUACUCUCAAAAAAUGUGAUCAAGCAGAAACAAAUCAAUCUGUGGUGAAAGAAUCAUUUCAAAAAUUCGUUCUAGAUUUAGAAAUUGUUGUUAAUGCUUUUCAACGAGCCUAUGAACCUCUUAAGAUCAAGAAAGUUAGUAGAUGGAGUCCUUCAGUCAUUUCAAAAAUUAGAACGAUCGGAAGGUUGAUGGUUAUGAAAAAAGAAUUCGAGCGAAUUAAUUCUCUUAAAAAUGAGAAAGGAAUUGUUAAUAAACAAGAACUAAUUGCACCGACGAAAGACAUUCAUGAGAAAAGAAUUGUUAAUCAACAAGAACUAAUUGCACCGACGAAAGACAUUCAUGACGAAGUGAAACCAAGUGAACCUAUUAUUAGAACAGAUUUAAUUCCGCAAGAUCAUAUUAUUUCGAAAGGACGCAUUCACGAUGGUUUAUAUAUAGGAACCCUUUAUGAAAAAAAAAUUAUUGAAAAAAUUGUUGGAAUCUUUACAACAAAUUCUGUAAAAUUCGCUGAAUUUAAAAAGGAAAUGACUUAUUUAAGGAAUUUAUCAGAUGACUGUACAAAUAUUCUCUCGGUUAAAGGAUACACUGAACGUAAUGUAUUAUCAUUACCAUUUGAUAAGGAUAUUUCAAUUUUGCGUUAUUUAAUGGAUCAAUGGUACAAAAUAUUUAAUAAUGAACACGAAUACGUCAUUACGUUAGUUACCGAAUGUGCUGAUUAUAAUCUUCCAGAUUAUGUAAAAGGAAACAAGAUAGGUUGGCGGACAAAAAUCUCAAUCGCUCGUGGAAUUGCCAAUGCUUUGAAUUUUAUUCACAGUUCAAAUUUACUUCAUUACAACCUUAAAAGCGAUAGCGUGUUUUUGAAUCAGAAGCUCGAACCAAAACUUUUUAAUUUUGGUAAAAACUCAGGCGAAUGUGUCGUAUUAAAAUCAACAAAAUCGAUAGAACUUUCAAAUCGGUCAGCUCCUGAAGUUAAACGAGAAGGAAAAUAUACCUCAGCAAGCGAAGUUUAUAAUUUUGGAGUUAUUCUUUGGGAGAUUGCCACUCAAGAAUGCCUAUCAGGGGAUAAAUCAAUCGACAAUAGAAAUAUUGAUGAUGCUCCGCCUGUUUAUCUUUCGCUCAUUGAAAAAGCUAUGGACCAAGAUCCUCAAAAUCGUCCAACUAUGCAAGAGAUACUUGAUUCUCUGAAACAAUUAGAGUAUUCACAGAAUGUCCCUGACCAAGAGAAAGAGAAACCUCCCACAUUAAGAAAAUUAAUGAAAAUGAUUUAUACUUAUUUUGCUAGUUAA
This is a messenger RNA of Funneliformis geosporum, 1599 nucleotides long. The record is from the annotation of a GenBank genome assembly. NCBI's taxonomy places the organism in Eukaryota, Fungi, Glomeromycota, Glomeromycetes, Glomerales, Glomeraceae.